AUGGCUUACCCUCAAGAGACAUUUAUUCGAAUGUCGCUGACACCAGGAUCGCUGAUAUACAAGCGGCGUGAAGCCGUAGCUUCCAAGACCCUCUCAUAUCAACUCAAAGUGCUGAAAGAGACAGGCAGAUAUGAUGCCUUUAAGUUGAGAUGGCUUCCACAAUACGACGAACAGCCAAUUGUGUGGCCGAUACCAAAUCACCUGUUCUGGGAUUCGGACAUUGGGAAAUGGAUUGAAGGGGCAUGCUACUUGCUACAUGACCAUCCAAAUGCCGAGAUACAAUCCGCGGUCGAUGAGCUAACUCAAAUGAUUGCCUCUGCUCAGCAACCAGAUGGCUACCUGAAUAUUCAUUAUACGGUUGUGGAGCCAGGAAAACGAUUUACUCAUAUCCGCGACUUCCAUGAGCUUUACAACGCAGGCCACCUUCUCGAGGGAGCUCUUGCACAUAAUCACCUCUACAAGAAUGGCGACCUUCUUAACCCGUUGAUCAAUUAUGUCGAACUCAUAUGCCGUACCUUUGGGCUUGAUGACGGUCAAAUUCCCGGCUACCCAGGCCAUCCUGAAUUUGAGCUUGCGCUUCUUCGACUGCACGACCGAACGAAGAACCCCAAGUUUCUUGAACUAGCCAAGUACUUUCUAACGGAAAGGGGAAAACGCGGCGCAAACGGCGAUACCUUUUUCGAAAAAGAAUCGAAGGGUCGUGGUGAAAAGGAAUACGAGAAACCAUGGUUCGCGGCCGAAAGGGCUCCUUUGUGGUACUAUCAAGCUCAUAAACCGAUUAUAGAGCAAGAGACCAUCGAAGGACACUCUGUGCGCGCUAUGUAUCUGCUUACGGCGGCCGCCGAUCUGGUCCGGUUAAAUGGCAGUCCAGAGAAACCGUUGCAAGAUGCGGUUUACAGGUUAUGGGACAACAUGGUGCAGGCCAAGAUGUACCUCACCGGGGGGAUUGGCGCAAUACAAUCAUGGGAAGGGUUUGGGCCGGACUACUACCUUCCCCAGGGGACUGACGAUGGAGGCGGCUACGCCGAGACAUGCGCUGGCAUUGGUGUUAUGAUGCUGGCCGAACGGAUUCUACAGUACGAUCUUGACCGCCGGUUCAGCGACGUCAUGGAGUUAGCUCUGUACAACGCAGUCCUGACAGCAAUGUCGCACGAUGGAACCAAGUUCACGUACGUCAAUCAACUGGCUUCCAGCGACAAACACCCUUCGAGGCGAGAGGAGUGGUUCUGGUGUGCCUGCUGCCCGCCAAACGUUCUGAGACUGCUGGGGCAGAUUGGGGGUUACAUAUACUCGCAUUUCGAGGAACAACGGCAGAUCAAUGUUCACUUGUACGUCCCAAGUGAAUAUGAAUUCAAAGCUGGAGACCAGCGUGGAGUUCUGAGCCAAAAGAGUGAUUGGCCAUGGAGUGGGCAGGUUGAGUUCGAACUUAAAGGAGAGGCGUCGCAGGUCGCUGUGGCACUGAGAAUCCCGGAAUGGGCCAAGUCAUGGAAGUUGACCCCAUCCCCACCGGAUACCACUCUAGCGAAGGGCUACCUCAUCCUGCCGGCCUCGUGGGUAUCCGAAAACAGAUCCUUUACACUCACAGUCGAUAUUUUGUCUCGCUUCAUCGCGCCUCAUCCAUUUACCAACCAAGGCACCGUCGCCCUCGCCCGUGGCCCGAUUGUGUACUGUGUCGAGGAUAUCGACAAUACUUGGGUGACCGACCAUUUCAGAAGCGUGCAGCUGAACCCUUUAAGCUCGGUGCAGGAGAGAGUUGUAGCCUGCCAGACCACGGGCGACACAUACGUGGCCCUGAAGGUGGUCAAUGGGGCAAGCUUGCUCCAGCCCGAGAGCAUCCGUGCCCAGCCUGGUGUUGAAGUUGAUGGAGUGAACAAAGAGCAGGCACCGUCGGAUCGUACUGCCGUUCUCGAUGAAUUAAAUUUUGUGCCGUUCUACUUCCGAGCAAAUCGCGGCGGAAAGGGGCAUGCGAGAGUGGGUUUGAGACGCUGGCAUCGGUCGGUCUGA
This is a messenger RNA of Exophiala aquamarina CBS 119918, 2004 nucleotides long. RefSeq lists its product as uncharacterized. Bases 1 to 2004 code for a protein of 667 amino acids. The record is from RefSeq and is a predicted model, not a curated record. NCBI's taxonomy places the organism in Eukaryota, Fungi, Ascomycota, Eurotiomycetes, Chaetothyriales, Herpotrichiellaceae. The transcript is spliced from 3 exons. Gene Ontology annotation, biological process: carbohydrate metabolic process.